This is a messenger RNA of Rosa rugosa (rugosa rose), 1097 nucleotides long. RefSeq names its product pentatricopeptide repeat-containing protein At4g38150-like. The transcript is spliced from 2 exons. The record is from RefSeq and is a predicted model, not a curated record. NCBI's taxonomy places the organism in Eukaryota, Viridiplantae, Streptophyta, Magnoliopsida, Rosales, Rosaceae. Gene Ontology annotation, molecular function: protein binding. Bases 114 to 833 code for a protein of 239 amino acids.
AGGCAGCGGUUUCCCAAAAAUUCUAUUGCCUCCUCCAGUCCUUCACUCCUUCACUAUCCACAAGAAAACAGUCCCAUCUUCUUUCUCUGUAGUCUGUACCAGGGAUUACUACAAUGACAAGAAAAACCUCUAAAUCCAAGAGCAAGACUAAGGCGAAGGCUAACACUUCCGAGGAAAUAGAGACUUUAUUAGAGAUUGACAAUGUCUACGACCCGGUUCCUCCUCCUUACCAACAGGGCCCCGAGCCCAUUGUGGUCUGCCCAAAUGACCCCAAGGACUUGGCAGAAGUCUACGAGAAGGUGAACUUCUAUGCCGCCGGCGUUAUCUUGAGUGUUGUGAAGAUGGUUGAGGGUCUGUCGAUGGAUGGCUACAACCUUGAGGCUGCGGAGAUUGGGGCUGAGGUCAUGGACAAGGGUAACAUGCCUGGGGUGGUGGUCUUCACCGGCAUCAUUGAGGAGUAUGCGAAAAUGGGCAGGACCUUGGAUGCUCUCAAGGCAUACAAGAGGAUGUUGGCCUCUAAGGUCACACCCAAUUCUUACACUUACAGUAUUCUAAUUGAGACUCUGGCCGGAGACGCUGAUCCGAAGUUCCUUGUUGUUGCUAAGAAGUACAUGCUGGAGAUGAUGGGGAUGGGAAUGAAGCCCAAUGCAUUGACUUAUACUGCGGUGUUUAAGGGGUUUGCGCAGCGGGGGAAGACAGAGGAGGCGAAGCAGUUCCUGGAGGACAUGAAAGCCAAGGGGUUUGAGCCGGACGAGAAGGCUGUAAGGGAGGUUCUUAUGGGAAGAAGGGGACCUAUGGUUAGAAGCCUCUUCAACAUCCUCUUUGGCAAGUAAUGCUUAUUAAUCUUGCUUUAUGUUAGGUAACUAGAGCAGUGUUGGAAGUUAAAAGACUGAAAUCAAAUGGAAUGCUUUUGGUGUCCUAGGUUCUGUGUUUUGUGGGUGUGAGAAGUGUCAUCUAGAUUCUCUUAGGGAAUUAGAUUGCUCAUUCCAUUACCCAUGUUAUAGAUUAGAGUUAGAAGUUAAACUUUUGGAAUCAAACGGAAAGGUUUGUCCUGAGUAGCUUUUGUACGUUUACUAGCUCUGUGAUUGACUACUGUU